GGAAAUGCGAAUGCGACCAUUUGAAGAACAAUGAGGCUGGCUUGACCCCUUCUUCCUUUCAACGCCUUUCAUUCCCCCUUCACGUCUCUGUUUCCUGUUCCCUUUCAUCAAAAGCUUUCCAUUCAUGCUUAAGCGAAUGACAAGCAAAUUCCAUCUACAUCACGGUCAUAACAAGGAUCCAGUUGAUAUUAGUUCCUCAGAAUCCAGUACGGGGUCGUCUCUACUGGGCCAAUACGACCAUCGCGGAUCGAUAUCGACGCAGAGAACAUCUCUCAGUGUCAGUGACUGGAGCAAACGGGGGGACAGUCUGGAUUAUGACCCGGCUGAACAAGUGGCGAGGAGAGCUAAGGGUACAUAUCGUCUGUCAGAUUUCAUUAUACAACGUACGCUUGGAACAGGUAGCUUUGGCCGAGUGCAUCUAGUGCGGAGCAAGCACAAUCUCCGGUUCUACGCCGUCAAGGUCCUUAAUAAGCAGAGAGUGGUCAAGAUGAAGCAGGUCGAGCAUACGAAUAACGAACAGCAGAUGCUUGGAUUUGUCCAACAUCCUUUCAUCAUCAAUCUCUGGGGAACGUUCCAAGAUACAUCUAACCUGUACAUGGUCAUGGAUUUUGUUCCCGGUGGCGAGCUUUUCACGUUAUUGAGGAGGUCAAAUAGAUUCCCGGACCCCGUCGCCAAGUUUUAUGCCGCGGAAGUCGCACUAGCACUCAAUCACCUGCAUAAACUCGAUAUCAUCUAUCGCGAUCUCAAGCCUGAAAACAUCCUACUAAACUCGGAUGGCCAUAUCAAAAUCGCUGACUUUGGUUUCGCGAAGAUCUGCUCGACGACGACGUGGACUUUGUGCGGAACGCCCGAUUACCUUGCCCCAGAGAUCAUUGGUCAACAUCGUUACAACAAAAGUGUCGACUGGUACGCUUUGGGUGUUCUCAUUUUUGAAAUGUUGUCGGGCCUUCCUCCAUAUCAUCAACCUGAAGCAAACCAACUCAAACUCUACGAGAAGAUUCACCAAGGACCCACACACAUACGAUGGCCAGCAGCUUUUAGCCCUCUCGCUACGGAUUUGAUUCUCAAACUCAUGGAGGGUAAUCCUUCGAAACGUUACGGCAACUUGCGACAUGGUGCUGGAGACGUAUUUGCGCAUGGGUGGUUUAGGGAAGUAGAUUGGGACAAGCUUGGGGCUCGUGAAAUACAAGCUCCGUAUAUACCAAAGAUCCAAGGUGAUGGCGAUGCAAGCGCCUUCGAUAAAUAUCCGGAGGACAACGCCUCUGCAGCAUACGGAGUGCUUACUCCCGAUCCCUAUGGACUUGAAUUCCCGGAUUUCGAUUAUGCUUUAUGAGAAGAGGAGUUUUCACAUCUGUUCUGUUACAUUUUCAUUGGAUUAUGCAGGUUGUAACGAAAUGGGCGCCUUUUCUCCUCUUUGUAUACCGUUUGGUUACUUUCAUUCCGAUUGUUUGCGUGGUUGUGACGAUCCGACAACUAUCA
Molecule: messenger RNA, 1479 nt
Organism: Marasmius oreades (fairy-ring Marasmius)
Lineage: Eukaryota; Fungi; Basidiomycota; Agaricomycetes; Agaricales; Marasmiaceae
Gene: TPK2
Product: cAMP-dependent protein kinase catalytic subunit
Exons: 5
Coding region: 125-1333 (402 amino acids)
Biological process (GO): peptidyl-serine phosphorylation
Cellular component (GO): cAMP-dependent protein kinase complex; nucleus
Molecular function (GO): cAMP-dependent protein kinase activity; ATP binding
Source: RefSeq, a predicted model, not a curated record